UACCGCGAUUUGAUGGCCAAUGCAUUGGUUGAUAACAGCAGCCGCUGUCAGACGGAACAAUAAUCUCGUAUAAAAUAUAUAUAGGUCACUAUCAAGUCUCAUUCGGUGAUCGUUGUGCAGUUGAACAGGGUUUACUUUUCUGUAUUUUCUGUGGUGCAAAAUGAGGUCAUUUACAGUUUUUGGAGUGAUAAUAUUGAUGGUUUCCGUGAAUGCUUCUCCAUUCGUUAAUCUUAAACUUGGUAGUGGGAAUGGACUUGGAUCUGGACUAUUGUUGAACAAAGUGAAGGAAAUUGGUGAAAAGGUGUACGAAUCGAAACGGGAGUUUAUAAAUGGAGUCAACGAGAAGAUAUCCAAUAUACUGUGGAUUCCACCGCUGCCUUCUGCUACGACGGAGAUCCCAACAACAGAAAAACAGAGCGAGUGGAUUGUUGCGGAACGAAAUGAUAAGCUAGUCUUCCCAUCUAAUGACGAAAUGGAUGACUACGAGACACCAAAUCUUGCAAUCUACGCUCGGAGCAGUUUCCUGUCACCCGAUGACCUGGUCGAUCCUAAGGAUAGACCAAAUGUUGCAGUUAGUGUUAAUAAUAACUUUCAUUUGUUCGGGAUAUCCGGGUGAACAAGAAAUACAAAUAUAAUUCAAGCAAUUAACUUUA
This is a messenger RNA of Culex quinquefasciatus (southern house mosquito), 653 nucleotides long. RefSeq lists its product as uncharacterized. The transcript has 4 exons. The coding region runs from base 161 to 616 and encodes 151 amino acids. The record is from RefSeq and is a predicted model, not a curated record. NCBI's taxonomy places the organism in Eukaryota, Metazoa, Arthropoda, Insecta, Diptera, Culicidae.